Nematolebias whitei (Rio pearlfish) is the source of this 2197-nucleotide messenger RNA. It is a transcript of the gene nadsyn1, whose product is annotated as NAD synthetase 1. The coding region runs from base 58 to 2157 and encodes 699 amino acids. Gene Ontology annotation, biological process: NAD+ biosynthetic process. Gene Ontology annotation, molecular function: ATP binding; NAD+ synthase (glutamine-hydrolyzing) activity; glutaminase activity. The transcript has 21 exons. The record is from RefSeq and is a predicted model, not a curated record. Gene Ontology annotation, cellular component: cytoplasm. NCBI's taxonomy places the organism in Eukaryota, Metazoa, Chordata, Actinopteri, Cyprinodontiformes, Rivulidae.
GUCUGUCUCGUGAACGUGCGCGCGCCAACCCGUCUGUGCUGACAGCGCGAGGACACCAUGGGCCGGAAGGUGACGGUCGCGACCUGCUCGCUGAACCAGUGGGCUCUGGACUUUGAAGGAAACACGGAGAGGAUCCUGAAGAGUAUUGAGAUUGCCAAAGCUCAAGGAGCCAAAUACAGACUGGGUCCAGAGUUAGAGAUAUGUGGUUUUGGCUGUGCGGACCACUUCUAUGAAUCGGACACCUUACUUCACAGCUUUCAGGUCUUAAAGGCUCUGCUGGAGUCUCCCGUCACCCAGGACAUCAUCUGUGACGUUGGGAUGCCCAUCAUGCAUCAUAACGUCCGCUAUAACUGCAGGGUCCUGUUCCUGAACAGAAAGAUUUUACUGAUUAGACCCAAGAUGGUGAUGGCCAACCAUGGCAUAUACAGAGAGCUGCGCUGGUUCUCCCCUUGGAGGUUAAGGCAGGUGGAGGAGUUUUUCCUGCCCAGAAUGAUCCAGGAGGUAACUGGUCAGGACACAGUCCCGUUUGGUGACUGUGUGUUGUCAACAAAGGACACUUGCAUCGGCACAGAAAUGUGUGCAGAGCUCUGGACUCCCAACAGCCCUCAUAUUCACAUGGGGCUAGAUGGGGUUGAAAUCUUCACUAAUUCGUCUGCAAGUCACCAUGAGCUUCGCAAAGCCGACCAACGAGUCAACCUGGUCAAGUGCGCCACCUAUAAGAGCGGAGGUAUAUAUCUGUAUGCUAACCAGAGGGGCUGUGAUGGAGACCGUGUCUACUAUGAUGGUUGUGCCAUGGUGGCCAUCAACGGAGACAUCGUUGCUCAGGGAGCUCAGUUCUCUGUCACUGAUGUGGAAGUGAUUACAGCCACUCUGGAUCUUGAGGACGUUCGCAGUUACAGAGGAGAACUAUGCCAGCCUCAAAUGGAAAGUGAUCUCAGACCUUGUCACAGGAUCAAAGUUGACUUUUCUUUAUCCAGUGGUGAUGAUAUCUACCUCCCUACUCACCACCCAAUAGAGUGGCACUUUCACACACCAGAGGAAGAGAUCAGUUUAGGGCCUGCAUGUUGGUUGUGGGACUACCUCAGAAGAAGUGGACAGGCUGGUUUCCUGUUGCCUCUGAGUGGUGGCGUUGACAGCUCCUCCACAGCCUGUAUUGUUCACUCCAUGUGUGUGCUGCUCUGCCAGGCCGUGAAUGACGGCAACUGCCAGGUACUGGAGGAUGUGCGCAGGGUUGUUGGGGAUGAAUCCUACAAUCCCCAGCACCCAAAGGAGUUGUGUGGUCGCAUCUUCACCACCUGCUACAUGGCCAGUGAAAACUCCUCUGAAGAGACCUGCAGCAGAGCACGAGAACUGGCCAGUCAGAUUGGGAGCACACACAUGAAUAUUAACAUAGAUCUGGCAGUGAAAGGGAUUCUGGGUAUCUUCUCAGCGGUUACUGGACGGUGGCCUCAGUUUCGUGUCAAUGGAGGAAGCCACAGAGAAAACCUGGCUCUGCAGAACGUGCAGGCCCGGCUCAGGAUGGUUUUGGCCUACCUUUUUGCCCAGCUGAGUCUGUGGGCCCGUGGUAAACCUGGUGGACUGCUGGUGCUGGGCUCUGCUAACGUUGAUGAGAGUCUCACAGGGUAUUUCACCAAAUACGACUGCUCCAGUGCCGACAUCAACCCCAUUGGUGGAAUCAGCAAGACCGACCUGAAGAGCUUCCUGCUUUAUUGUGCAGAGAAGUUCCAGCUCACUGCUCUGAGAGGCAUCUUGACUGCCCCGCCCACAGCUGAACUGGAGCCACUCACAGACGGACAAGUGUCACAAACCGAUGAGGCAGACAUGGGGAUGACGUACUCGGAGUUAUCACUGAUCGGACGACUGCGGAAGAUUUCUAAGUGUGGGCCCUUCAGUAUGUUCUGUAAACUCAUCCACAUGUGGAAGGACAUGCUGUCACCCACAGAGGUGGCCCAGAAGGUCAAACACUUCUUCAGGUUGUACUCCAUGAAUCGCCACAAGAUGACCACAGUGACUCCGUCCUACCACGCUGAGAGCUACAGCCCCGAUGACAACCGUUUUGACCUUCGACCUUUCCUCUAUAACACUCGCUGGACUUGGCAGUUCAGGUGCAUCGACAGCCAGGUGUCCCAGGUGACAACAGAAGGCCCAAAGCAAUAAGGCGAGGACCCAUAGGAUUACAAUAAUCUGUCCUAAUCAA